CUGUGGGCGGCGGCGGCGGGGGCGGCCGCCAUGGCGAGCGUGCACGAGAGCCUCUACUUCAACCCCAUGAUGACCAACGGCGUGGUGCACGCCAACGUGUUCGGCAUCAAGGACUGGGUGACGCCCUACAAGAUCGCUGUGCUCGUGCUGCUCAGCGAGAUGGGCCGCGCGGGCGGCUCCGCCAUCGGCCUGCUCGAGCGGCGCCGGCUCAACCAGCUCCUGCUGCCGCUGCUGCAGGGGCCCGAUAUGACAUUGACUCGGCUGCACAAGGCAAUUGAAGAAUCCUGUCCUCAGUUGGCAAAUUCCGUUCAAAUCAGAAUCAAGCUGAUGGCUGAAGGGGAGCUGAAGGACAUGGAACAGUUCUUUGAUGACCUUUCUGAUUCCUUUUCUGGAACUGACCCCGAGGUUCACAAAACGAGUGUCGUAGGCUUAUUUCUGCGUCACAUGAUCUUGGCCUACAACAAGCUUUCCUUCAGUCAGGUGUACAAGUUGUACACGGCCCUGCAGGAGUACUUUCGAAAUGCUGAAAAGAAGGCCAUGGUGGAAGAGACGGACAUGGAGCUGGCGAGCCCCGAGGAGCUCGUGGGAACCAUGCAGAGAGAAGACCUGGAUGGACCUCUAAGAGAGGAGGAGAUCUCGUGCAGUGGGCCUCUUUCCCAGAAACAAGCUGAAUAUUUUCUUUCCCAACAGGCAUCUUUACUAAAGAAUGAUGAGACAAAGGCUCUAACUCCGGCUUCUUUACAGAAAGAAUUGAAUAAUUUGUUGAAAUUUAAUCCUGAUUUUGCUGAAGCACAUUAUUUAAGCUACUUAAACAGUCUUCGGGUCCAGGAUGUUUUCAGCUCUACUCACAGCCUUCUCCAUUAUUUUGACCGCCUGAUUCUCACUGGAGCAGAGAGCAAAAGCAAUGGGGACGAAGGUUAUGGGCGAAGCCUGAGAUAUGCUGCUCUCAAUCUGGCUGCCUUGCAUUGCCGAUUUGGCCACUACCAACAGGCAGAGCUUGCCCUGCAGGAAGCAAUCCGGAUUGCCCAGGAGUCCAAUGACCACGUGUGUCUCCAGCACUGCUUGAGUUGGCUGUAUAUCUUGGAGCAGAAGAGAUCAGACAGCUGUGUGCUACUGGAACAUUCUGUGAAGAAAGCUGUGCAUUUUGGGUUACCGUACUUAGCAUCCCUCGGGAUCCAGUCCUUAGUCCAACAAAGAGCCUUUGCUGGGAAGACAGCAAACAAACUGAUGGAUGCCUUGAAGGACUCUGACCUCCUACACUGGAAGCACAGCCUGUCGGAGCUCAUCGACAUCAGCAUUGCUCAGAAAACGGCCAUCUGGAGGCUCUAUGGGCGCAGUACCAUGGCUCUCCAGCAGGCCCAGACGCUGCUUAGCAUGAACAGCCUCGAAGCCUUGAACCUGGGUGUGCAGCAGAACAACACAGAGUCCUUUGCAGUGGUGCUGUGCCACCUGGCUGAGCUCCACGCUGAGCAGGGCUGUCUGGCGGCUGCUUCCGAAGUACUGGAGCACUUAAAAGAAAGAUUCCCACCAAGCAGUCAGCACGCGCAGUUGUGGAUGCUAUGUGAGCAGAAGAUACAGUUUGGGAGAGCUAUGAAUGAUGGCAAAUACCACGUGGCAGAUUCUCUUGUAACAGGAAUUACGGCCCUUAACAGCAUAGAGGGCGUCUAUAGGAAGGCAAUUGUGUUACAAGCCCAGAACCAGAUGUCUGAAGCCCACAAACUUUUGCAGAAGUUGUUGGUCCAGUGUCAGAAGAUGAAGAACACGGAAAUGGUGAUUAGUGUUCUGCUGUCUGUGGCAGAGCUGUACUGGAGGUCCUCCUGUCACACCAUCGCCCUGCCUGUCCUGCUGCAGGCGUUGGCUCUGUCCAGGGAAUACCGGCUUCAGUACCUGGCCUCGGAGACCGUGCUGAGCUUGGCCUUCUCCCAGCUUAUCCUUGGAAUUCCUGAGCAGGCCUUGAACAUCCUACAUAUGGCCAUCGAGCCAAUCUUGGCAGAUGGGGCUGUGCUGGACAAAGGGCGAGCUUUGUUUCUGGUGGCCAAGUGCCAAGUUGCUUCUGCUGCCUCCUAUGAUCCCCAGAAGAAAGGAGAAGCUUUGGAGUCAGCCAUCCUGAACCUUAAUGAAGCCAAGACUUAUUUUGCAAAAGUGGACUGCAAAGAGCAAAUCCGAGACGUUCUCUACUUCCAGGCCAGGCUGUACCACAUGCUGGGGAAGGCCCAGGAGAGGAACAAGUGUGCCAUGCUCUUUCGCCAGCUGCACCAAGAGCUUCCUUCUCACGGGGUGCCCUUAGUCACCCACCUGUAGCACGGCCAGCCGAGGCUGGCGUGGCUGAGAAUGCUUUCUUCUUCUCAACUUUUCAAUGAUGUAUUUUUUUGUGCAAUCAUUUGUGUAUUAUCGAAAUCUGUUUAUUAAUAAAAGGACUGCCUUCA
Molecule: messenger RNA, 2426 nt
Organism: Gracilinanus agilis (Agile Gracile Mouse Opossum)
Lineage: Eukaryota; Metazoa; Chordata; Mammalia; Didelphimorphia; Didelphidae
Gene: ANAPC5
Product: anaphase promoting complex subunit 5
Exons: 17
Coding region: 31-2301 (756 amino acids)
Biological process (GO): protein K11-linked ubiquitination; anaphase-promoting complex-dependent catabolic process; positive regulation of mitotic metaphase/anaphase transition
Cellular component (GO): anaphase-promoting complex
Molecular function (GO): protein binding
Source: RefSeq, a predicted model, not a curated record